AUGUCAGUGUUGAUCAUCAGGUAUCCGGACAGUUUCUGGCUGGACGGGCUGCAGGCAAAGGGCGCAGAAGGUGUGCUGGCAGUGCAGGACUCGUGGGAGCCGGCCGCUACGAGCAUUUUGUUUGACCAGGCUCAGAGAUCGAUCAAACAGCAGCUCCACACCUUCAUUAAAGAGGAUGUUCGUAAGUUUAAGGACACCAAGAAGCAGUUUGACCGAGUGCGUGAGGACAUGGAGCUAGCCCAGGUGAAGAACGCACAAGCACCCAGGAACAAGGUGCACGAGGCGGAGGAGGCCGCACAGGCUCUCAUCUUGAGCCGCAAAGCCUUCAGGCACCUGGCCUUGGACUAUGUGCUGCAGAUUAAUGUGCUUCAGGCCAAGAAGAAGUUUGAAAUCCUCGACGCUAUGCUGUCGUUCAUGCGAGCCCAGUACACGUUGUUUCAGCAAGGCUUUCACAUCUUAGACGAGAUCGACCCCUACAUGAAAAAACUGGCUGCGCAGCUGGAUCAGCUGGUCAUCGACUCCGCCGUGGAGAAGAGGGAGCUGGAGCACAAGCACGCCCUCAUCCAGCAGAGAACUCUCAUGCAG
Molecule: messenger RNA, 585 nt
Organism: Nematolebias whitei (Rio pearlfish)
Lineage: Eukaryota; Metazoa; Chordata; Actinopteri; Cyprinodontiformes; Rivulidae
Product: arf-GAP with coiled-coil, ANK repeat and PH domain-containing protein 3
Cellular component (GO): cytoplasm
Molecular function (GO): protein binding; GTPase activator activity
Source: RefSeq, a predicted model, not a curated record